AUGACCUUUGAAUAUGUUCACAAGACCCAGACAGCACACCAAGAAGUGACGGACACAGAGGGCCCUGAGCCCGGCUCCACUCCUCAUGCCAACAACCGUGUGAGACGCAGUUUCCACCAUGGCUUUAAGGAAGCCAUGUUUUUAGCUGCAGGACUGAGCUUGGAAGAUGGCUCCGGGGCGGGCGCCGGCGGCUUGGCCCGCGCGGGGACUGGGCCUGAGCACGUGCGGAGCGCGGUGGAGGAAGCCUGCACAGCACCAGGCGACCCCUGCACGGUGAGGAAUUCUUGGCACUGUGUGGUGCGCAUCCUGGCUGGGGUGGAAAGCCCCCAGCUUAACGAGUGUCUCUGCACUGGCGAGCUCUAGUGUCCUGUGAACAAGUUUCUUGGACAGAAAUGCAUCCAUAGCGCAGACACUGUGAGAGAGGACGAUACAUUGAAACGGGAUCUGGCUACGGCCCCUCCUCUCGGACGCGGGCGGAGCGGGUCGUGCUGGGACGCGGCGCGGGCGUGCUUGGAGGACGCGCGCUGCAACACGCGGCUGGCCCCCUUCCUCCAGGCCUGCCCGGCCGGCGGGCGCCCCUGCGACCCGGAGCGGUGCCGGGCCGCCGCCAGGCGCUUCUACCGGAGCUCGCCGCCGGCCACGGCCCGGGCGCUGGCCCUGUGCGGCUGCGAGGGCCCCGACGACCGCGACGCGCUCUGCCGCCCGGCGCGGGAGGCCGUGCACGGGCUGCGCUGCGCGCGCCCCGCCCCGCGCCCCGCCUGCCUGCAGGUGGCCCGCCAGUGCGCGCGCGACGGGCUGUGCAGAGGGCGCUAUCAGGCAUUUCAGUCGGCGUGCUGGCCCCAGGUGGCGGGGAAGUGCCAGGAGGACGAGGCUUGCAUCGGUCUGUUGAGCAAACAGGACCUGCGUUGCUCCGGAAAUGACGCGUGCAAAGCCGCCUUCGUGGGGACGCUGGGCACGGUCCUUCAAGAGCAGUGCACCUGCCGGGCCGCGGCGCAGAGUGAAGAGGCCGCGUGUAGGACCUUCCAGCACCUGCUUCAGAGGACGUCGUGCUUCACCGAUGCGGAAGAUGUGCUUACUGGACCCGUCAUUCCGUGGGUGGGGUUUGGACCCCUCGUGGGGCCGGCCGUCCGGGGCUUCGACCCAGACCGGAGGGUCCAGCCUGGCCCCGGCAGCCUCACGGCUGGGCAGCCACGCUCUCUGGCCCGGACCCUUCGAGUCAUCCGCCCUGAGACUCCUACAUGA
Messenger RNA from Perognathus longimembris pacificus (Pacific pocket mouse), 1242 nucleotides. It is a transcript of the gene Gfral, whose product is annotated as GDNF family receptor alpha like. NCBI's taxonomy places the organism in Eukaryota, Metazoa, Chordata, Mammalia, Rodentia, Heteromyidae. The record is from RefSeq and is a predicted model, not a curated record. Gene Ontology annotation, molecular function: signaling receptor activity. Gene Ontology annotation, cellular component: external side of plasma membrane; signaling receptor complex. Gene Ontology annotation, biological process: nervous system development.